Molecule: messenger RNA, 445 nt
Organism: Drosophila melanogaster (fruit fly)
Lineage: Eukaryota; Metazoa; Arthropoda; Insecta; Diptera; Drosophilidae
Exons: 2
Coding region: 60-251 (63 amino acids)
Source: RefSeq, marked reviewed
GCCAUGUGCAGUCGAUAUUUGGAUUAAUCAGCGUAAUCAUCUCCCCAGCAGCAGCAAUCAUGAAGUACCUAGCUCUGACCAUUUUCGUGUGCCUUAUGGCCAUCGCCCUCAUUUCUGCCGUGCCCGUGGAUGAGUCCCUGAUCGGCGAUAAUAUCUACCAGCCUGCCUUCGACGAUGUCCAGCGUCCCCAGGAUCCGCAGGCCAUCUUCAAGCUGAAGAAGCUGCUCAAGUUGAAGAAGCUCCUGGGUUAGGAGAAAUUCGCAAUAAGCUUCGUUCAGAUUCUAGUCCAGCCAAUUGGGAACCUUGCCUCCCCCACUACAUUCGAUUUUCAAACCGUUUUGUUUAGACAAUACCCAAUAAGCACAAACACACAAACACACACAAAAGCACAUACAUACGAGUAAAGUAUACGUAAUCGUAACUAAAAUAAAUGUUAUUUUCAUAC